AUUUUUAUGAAGUGCGCAUGUCAAUAUUUGGUGCGGAUUAAAAUGGAGAGAGAACACCGAAAACGAAAGUUAGACAGCAGGAAAUGCAUACUAAAACACUGCUAAAGGGACAUUCCAAACGAUGAGUCACCAAGUUGAAAUAGAGAAAAGAAAAUACAGAAACUGGGUGAGAGGUGGACUGGCAUAUAAAUAUCUAAAACAAGGACUGGAAGGCUUUGCUGAUGAUGUUGUUAAACAAGAUCAUAAGAGAAUUCUUAGUGCUAUAAAUUACACACCUGGUAUUAUCUGUACUCGGUGCAUCAUUGGAAACCUGAAACCGACACAUGCAUGCAUAAUAAAUUCUGCAGGUAAAAAUGAGUGCUACUGGGGUCAACAUAAGUGUAAUUGUUUGCGUACAAAGAAGGAAAAAUGUCGCCUUCAUAUAUGUGAUCGCAUUAUGGAAGAACUAUUUAGAAGCCAUGGAUCCACCCCACCAACACUAUACUGGGCUAAUACAGAUAUUCAAAGAUGGUGUACAGAACCGUGGGAGGUCGCCAAAUGUUUCAUCAAUGCACCUGGAUAUUCGGACAAGACAAAGGCAGCUGAUAUAGACAUAUCUGGAUUACUCCAUGUCUUCAUUAAUAACACCAAUCUUCAUUCGCAUUUAGCAUGCUCAAUGGCUGGAAAAAAUGUUUUUGUCAAUGUGCGAGAAAGAAGAAACAAAUUGUAUCAUUCAGCCACCAUGGAAAUUGAAGAAGGGGAAAUGUUUGAAUGUAUAGAUGAUAUCGUUGAAAUUCUUGAAGACCCAAAGCAACUCAAAGGAAGACCCGAGGUUCAGCAAGCUGUCAACAGACUCAAACAGUUAAAGAAUAGUGAUUUCUUAAUCACCACCCACAAUGAGGUCGAGGUAUGUAGAGAGGUAUCAGCAUCCUUAAACCUGAAAUCAGAAGAAAUAAAACAGGCGAUUCAAGAUGCAAAGAAUUCCAUUAGUGAUGAAAAGAAAGAUAUUGUAGAAAAAUUGCAACAAGCAGCAGACAAACAUAAAGAAGAUGUUAAAGAUGUCAGUGAUCAGGUAACAAGUACAGCUAAGAAGACAAUACAAAACAGUAUACACGGAGCUGUCAAAGAAUUUGACAAACACAGCGAAAUAUUAUAUAAAAGAAUAAAGAAACUGGAAACAGGCGUUUCUGAAAGAGUGGAGAAAGUGGAAACACGCGUUUCAGAAAGAGUGGAGAAAUUGGAAACAUACGUUUCUAUAAGAGUAAAGAAACUGGAAACAGAUGUUUCUGAAAGAUUGGGAAAACUGGAAAAAGACUUUUCAUCUGUGGAAAAACGUGUAACGUCAUUAGAACGCACAGAUGGAGAAUUAGACUGUAUACGACAGAUGUUGAAGAAACGUUUAGAUUACGUCAAAGGGAAAAAAGAGCUACAAGAUAAGCUUGUUGAAUCUUACCAGAAGUAUUAUGUGAAGACAUCACUUUCUCCUUUGAAACAACAAGAAGAUAGCAUCAACGUUAAAGAUGUAUAUGUACCUCCUGAGAUAGAGGUUGUUGAUGCAAAUCAAUCAGCAAAUCUGGAUAAAGGUAAGAGGAAGACGAAAGCGAAGGUAAAAGGAUAUCAAGACAUCUUUCAAACAAAAGGGCGGCAGAAUAGGAAGAUUUACAUAUUAGGUGAUGUUGGAACAGGAAAGAGUACGUUCUGUAAAAUGAUGAUUGAAAACUGGUGUACUGCUGUAACGGGUUCGACCAAAAGUUCAAUUCGCUACGAAAAUGCUUGUGACAGAAUGGUAUGCAGUGACAACAUUAUGGAAAAAAGGUGUGACGACGAUGUCAGUCAGAUAGGGCAGUAUGAAUUUCUUUUCUUUUUACCACUGCAAAAUAUGUCAACAUUUCAGUCAGAUGUCAUUGUUGAUAUGAUUAAGGAACUCACAAAAGAUCUUAUUUCAGAUACAGAUUUGAUUGACAGAAUAUUUCAGGAAGACUCAAUGCGUUGUCUUAUCAUUGUUGAUAGUUUGGAUGAAUGGAGGCCACCUAAGGAUGUUGUUCGUAGACCACACGUAAGUUACGGAAUUCCAAACGGAGACAGGGCUAAAGACGCAACAGUCCUUACAUUAUCGAGACCAUCAGCAAAAGGAAUACUUAAUUUGAAAAAAUCCGAAAUUGAUCUCCAGUUAAAAUUAUUAGGUAUAUCUAGUAGAUCAUUGAAACCAUUCAUUAAACGAUACAUUAUUGAUUAUGACACCUUUUCAAUCAAAAAAUCUUAUGAUAAAUUCAUAGCUAUUUUGCUGUCAAAACAGAUUGAGCAUGUGGAGAAAACGCCAUUGCUUUUGCAACAAUUUCUUUGGUUAUACUGUAAUGAUGAAGACAUUGGUGAAUCAAUUGGCGAAACUUACUGUCAGAUUUUAAAUACCAUGUUUGGUUGGUCAGACCGAGGUAAGGAUGAAGAUGACACUGAUGAAUGUCAGACUUUGGAAGAUUUCACAAACCCAACAAAGCCCGAUUUGUUAAAAAAAUUUCCAAGAUUAGAGAACAACAAACGUGUCCUAUUUCUCCUAGGUCGUACUGCAUUUGAAAAAUGUCUCUCUGGAAAAUUACAAGGAACAAAUGCUUGUGCUUACAUAAGCAAAAGAGACUUACCAAAAUGUGAUGUGGUUAAGCUUACACGAUUGGGCAUCUUGAAUGAGAGUAAGUGCUAUAACCCAACAUUCGAAGACACACAGCUGGAUUUCAUCCAUUUCUCUUAUCUUGAGUUUUUUGUUGCAUUAUAUGUAACGAUAUGUUGUUGCAUGGAACAAGCAGACUCACGUCCAGUGAAACAGAACAAUGGAAAACAUAAGGUUGUAGAUGAGUUGCUUGGUACAUGUACAUCAUCUUUUGACGUAUUACAGUUGUCCAAUGUGAUUAAAAUGAUUUGCGGUUUAUCGCCCUUACUUAUUGGUGAUUUGUCAAAAAGGAUUUCCUGUAUUGUGAAUAGAGACAAACACAUUUCACAUCUUAGAACAAAUGAGUGUGAAACGUUAUACAGAAAUGAUGAGAUUGUUCAGAUACAACGGCUGAUGGUAGACUGUCUCAAAGAGUGUGGUUCAUUUUGUAGGACAUUGGUCAAUAUCAGCGAUCUAUGUAUAAGUGAUCUUGAGCCUAGUCCGUCUCUACAAAGGAUAAACACUGAUAAUGUGAUUUCUCUGGCAUUUGAAGAUUCACCAAAAAAUGAUGUAGUGGAGUACCUCACACAAUGCAAACUUUUGCAAUACUUGAAUAUCGAAUGUGUUUCCUUUAAGAGGACAGAUAUUUCAUUAUUAUCAGAACAAUUGUCUGUAAAACAGUUGACGCUUCAUCGUGUAGAUAUUGAAGAAGAUGAUGUCGAAGAACAUGCUACAGUUGACCUGACUAGACAGAACCAGAUGCAGAAACUUGAGCUUUCUUCAUGUGAUGAUAUGAGAAUUUCUGGCAUAAACACUGAACAACUUAAACAAGUUCACAUUGAAAACUGCCCUGGUAUAAUUAAUUUUGAAUUUUUAUCAAAUGCCCAACAACUGACAGAGCUUUGCAUUGAGAAUAAUGAUGCUGAUUGUGUAUCACAGGGUCAACGUUAUCAUAUUGACUUGUCUAAUCAGACACAUCUCCAAACACUUAAGAUGAUAAAGUGUCCUGAUAUUUUAAUUACAGGAUUAAAUGUUGAACAGCUUGAACAUGUACAUAUUUUUAAAUGUCCCACAAUACACACUUUAAAACUGUCAUCUAGUACAAGCAAAUUUAAGGAACUUUAUGCUGAAACAGUUCAAUUGAAACCUAUUCUGGAACAGUUAUUACUAAAGACAACUUUAAGACAACUGACAUUAACCAAUAUCCGUGAUAAUGUUGAUGUUGAUCUGUCUAGACAAAACCAACUACAAACACUGAAGCUGGAAUAUUGUCCUGGUUUAGUAAUAACAGGAUUAAACACAGAUCACCUUGAACAAGGACAUAUUUUUCAAUGUUCCAAUAUAGGCACUUUAAAACUGUCAUCUUAUACAAGCAAAUUUAAGGAACUUUAUGCUGAAACAGUAAAAUUGAAUCCUAUUCUGGAACUGUUAUUACUACAGACAACUUUAAGACAACUGACAUUUACCAAUAUCCGUGAUAAUGUUGAUGUUGAUCUGUCUAGACAAAACCAACUACAAACACUGAAGGUGGACGGUUGUCCUGGUUUAGUAAUAACAGGAUUAAACACUGAUCACCUUGAACAGGUAUAUAUUUUUGGCCAGGAGGGAUUUUCAUUAAGACAUGGUCAAAACACUAUGAUUGACUUAAAUUUUUUAUCAAACGCAAACAAACUCAUUGGAUUACACAUAGAAUGUUUUUUUGGUAAUGUACCACUUGUAUCGUUAUUACAACAAAAAACUACUUUAAAACAACUGACUUUGACACAAAUGUAUCAAGAUCAGGGUGUUUUGCCUGCAAUAGAUCUUUCUGGUCACAAUUUACAGAAACUUGUGCUUUCAGAUUGUAAUUGUAUGAAAUUUUACAACUUAAACACUGAUCACCUUGAACAUCUGAAAAUUGACCAUGGUUUAUUAGAUUUUACUUUAGUAUCAAAUGCCAGCAGUCUGACUGAACUCUGCUUAAGGUCAUUUCAAUACAGUAAACAAGUAGGUAAUGUUGUACAUACAUUACAUCAACUUAGAAAACUCACAUUACAUAAUGUAGAUAUAGAUGAAAACGCUCUUACUGUAACACCAGAAAUGAAAAAUCUUACACACAUUCAACACACAUUAAUAAGAAUGACUCUGGACACAUGGCGUACAUUUGUUGAAAGUCUUCUUGAUCUUGACCAAUCUGUUGAGGUGGAAGCAAACGUUCACAAAGGAGUAUUACGUGAGGUAUUGAGUAUAGAAAAACGUGACUUCGUGCGAACUAAUCUUAGAUUUGAAGUUAUUAGGGAUGAUAACUAUAUAUUUCUAUUUAAAUCAAGGGAAUUAUUUCACCACUCACAAGCGAGUAUAAGAUUUGACAAAUGAUAAACAGAAUCGACCGUAUUUUAUAGAAUUCAUUAGCAUUACGUUCAUUUAAAUAUAUGUAUUGCAGUCAAAAGUAGAAAUUAUUAUUUUGUAUAGUGUGAACUUUCUUGGUGCAAAGAAAUGGACUACCAUUCCAUUUAUUAAAGUAAUUAUUUGUCAAAGUCAUUUGUUAACUCACUACAGUAGUCUAUUUUCAUCAGCUAAAAUUUAUGACAUUAGCUUUUUUUGUCGGAAGAUUCUUGGAGAUGUAUUACUAUGGGAAUCAAUGUCUUAAAGAGAAGAAACAACUGAUAU
Molecule: messenger RNA, 5269 nt
Organism: Ruditapes philippinarum (Manila clam)
Lineage: Eukaryota; Metazoa; Mollusca; Bivalvia; Venerida; Veneridae
Exons: 6
Coding region: 122-4975 (1617 amino acids)
Source: RefSeq, a predicted model, not a curated record